Messenger RNA from Salmo salar (Atlantic salmon), 1985 nucleotides. Its product is annotated as zinc-binding protein A33. The record is from RefSeq and is a predicted model, not a curated record. Gene Ontology annotation, molecular function: protein binding; zinc ion binding. NCBI's taxonomy places the organism in Eukaryota, Metazoa, Chordata, Actinopteri, Salmoniformes, Salmonidae.
GAGUGAACUUUUCCACUGCAUCAACCAGCUACUUUCUGAGCUCAACCCCCUGUCCCUUCAGUGAGCAGACGGCUCGGAAUGGCUACUGAUGCCAGCGCGCUUGAGGAGCUACAUAGCGAGCUCAGCUGUCCCGUAUGCCUCGACCUCUUCCGUGAGCCGGUGAUCCUCGAGUGCGGACACCACUUCUGCCGUGUGUGCAUUACGCAGUGCUGGGAGGCCAAGUCCGACGAGCACCCGACUUGCCCGCAGUGCCGGAAGACAUGCCCUCAGAAGCUGCGUCCUAACUCGCUUCUGUGUAACGUCGUGGACAGCGUGAGGAGAGCCCGAUCCAUGGAUUUGAAACCCGGGGACGCGGAGCGCACGCAGGAGGAUACAGAAGAACGACAACGGGGGGCCAGUAUGCCCAGCUCCGGUUUCAGUUUCACUGGUUCUUCUCAGCGCCACGAGCCCGACCUUUGCGAGGAGCACGAGGAGAAGCUGAAGCUAUACUGUGAAGAUGAUCAGCUCGCGAUCUGCCUGGUGUGCGGGAUGUCCCGAGUUCACAAGACGCACAACGUCAUCCCCAUCAAUGAGGCGUUCGAGAACUACAAGGACAAGCUGUCCAGAGCCCUGGAGAAAGUACAGCUCCAGACAGGACAGGCUUCUCUCCAUCAGGUCCAGACCAACAACAAGAUCAUGCUCAUCAAGGAGCGAGCUGGGGACAUGGAGGUGCAGGUGAGUGCAGAGUUUGGACGUCUGAGGGAGUUCCUUCUCCAGGAGGAGGAGAGAGUGAAGGAGAGACUGCAGAGGGAGAAGGAAAAGAGGCUCAACCAAUUGGAGGAGGCCCUCAAACACACCACAGAGCAAAUCGGCCAAUUAGAGCAAACCGCCGACCAGCUUCACAUCAAACUCCGAGAGGAGGAGAACCCGGCACAACUUAGGGGAAUCAAAGAUUUUAUUGGAGGGACGGAGAGUGUGUUUGAGCGCCCCCCGGAGGUGCGUGUGGAUCUGCAGGAGGGGGAGUUCCUGGGACCACUGCAAUACCGCACCUGGAGGAGGAUGAACUCUGGGCUUCAGCCAGGUGUGACAGCAGUGACUCUGGAUCCAGACACAGCCUACCCCAGGCUGUGGGUGUCCCCGUGCUGCACCCAGGUCAGUGUGGGGGACAUCCAGCCCAACCUGCCCAACAACCCUGAGCGCUUCACCCGCUACAACAUCGUCCUGGGCAGCCAGGCCUUCACCUCAGGGCAACACUAUUGGGUGGUUGAGGUGGGCACCAAGACGGCCUGGGGGCUGGGGGUGGCAGCCGCUUCGGUCAACAGGAAGGACAAGAUCAGCCUGUGUCCAGACGAUGGCUUCUGGACCCUGGUGAUGAGAGACGGGCGGGACGGGAGCGAGUACGAGGCCUGCACCAACCACGAGGAGAGCCUGCUGCACCCCCCUCGCCCCCCCAGGAGGGUAGGGGUGUACCUGGACUACGGGAGGGGUGUUGUGGCGUUUUACGACGCAGGGGAUAUGAGUCACCUGUUCACAUUCUCCGACACCACGUUCACAGAGCCGGUGUUCCCCUACUUCAACCCCUGGCCAAUCAUCAACGGGAGAAACCGGGAACCUCUUAUUAUUGUUAGCCCAGACCCAGAGGCAUGAGAGAUGUUAGCAAAUGUCAGAGAACACUGAGAGCCAAAUACAAGAAAGGUUAGAAAAGCUGUACAGCAUCAUACUCACUAAUGUACUAACACUAUACCAGUGUUCACUGUUUAUCCAUGGUAACAUAAAGGACAAAUGUUUUGUGUUUGAAGAGAGCACAUGCCAGUGGACUUUAAAGUAAGCUACAUGGGAAAAACGAAUUGAAAAGUACCUUAAAUAUAACAUUCUUAUCCUUACAAAUGGACAGUGCGAACAUUAAAUGACAAUUUCAUAGUAUUAUUCUAUAAAGUAUACAUAGUAAGAUGACAGUGUAUUUGACGUUUUAAUAAAAUAGUAUAUACUGUACAUGUGAAAAGGUA